AUGACUUCCAAUCAUAAUUUUUUCGGAAAACACAUCCACUCCAAAAGUUCAACUGACUCAAUAAACACCCAAAUAUCAAGCUUGAAUAUAAAAACAACUGGCAAUACUCUACAUAAUUUUGAUUCCAAUAAAAUAAAGAGCUCAUUUAAAAGCGACUUAGGAGAAGAAUUUCACUCAGAGGCUAACAAUCUAAGCAUGGAUAUCAGCUAUGAUCCCUUUGAAUUCCCUCUGAAAAGUAUUUUUCCAGCCACUUGUCAUUUCUCCAAAACAAAAAGAAAGCACAGACGAUACCUUUCAACGCCCAUGAAUUUCGUCCCUUCAAACUUUUUAUUCAGUUACACCAAAAGACGAACAAAUUCAAAAGAUCGGGAACCCUCAGAGAGAUCAAUAUCCCCAAUUGUGAGUGACUUAAAAAAUUUUGCAUUUUGCGCAACAGAUGAUGGAUCUACGCUAAAUUCAAAAAGACAAAACGCAAAUGAGGAUGAUAAAUCAAGCGAAACCUUUAACGUCGAGCCCACGUUUAAAGUUCCUUUUAAAACAGUGCUGCAUAAAGGAAUUAUACAGAAACGCAUGGAGAGAGAAAAAAAUAAUCCUAUUUUGCCAGUAUUGUGUAGCAUUUAUACUAAUUUAAUAAGUGCUGGCAUGUCAUUUUAAUAUCCAGAGCAGUAUAAUUAAAGCCCGCCUAUUUAAAUUCAAUUAUUUGUAACGCCGCAGGCCCUUUAUCGGACAAUAAGGAAGUACUUUAAGUGCAUAACACUUGUCUAGCUACUAACCUCACUGCCUUUUGCCUUUUUCUUUACUUGAUUUCUAUCGAUGUUAGCCUAAGGGUCUCCGUAUUCAGGAGCAUCAACAAUGAAAACCCUACCCUCUAAAAUCCAAGAGCCAACGCUCUAGCCAUGCCUAAGAUAUUCCUAAAAGAUCACUGUAAAAAAAACUGAGCCUAUAAUAACAAAAUUGCCUAAUCAUGGAAAAAUUUUGUAUAUAACUUAUUCCGACAGCACCAUUAUAUUAUUAUGCCAGUAUUAGGGAGCAAUCCUUGCACUGCAUAUUGCGAAUUUUGCAAAAUGGAUGUACAUACAACUGUCAUUCUGAGAAACAGCUCUGUGAUUGUGGCAUCGUUUAUGGAGCUUGUCCAUAAUUUAUUUGGGUGUUGCAGCAACUCGAUUUGGCUUAAUAGGAUGAGAUAUCACAGAUGCAGUAAUUGUGGAACAGUUUUGGGGAGGAGUUGCAUUUAA
Blepharisma stoltei is the source of this 1235-nucleotide messenger RNA. NCBI's taxonomy places the organism in Eukaryota, Ciliophora, Heterotrichea, Heterotrichida, Blepharismidae. The record is from the annotation of a GenBank genome assembly.